Molecule: messenger RNA, 1569 nt
Organism: Penicillium chermesinum
Lineage: Eukaryota; Fungi; Ascomycota; Eurotiomycetes; Eurotiales; Aspergillaceae
Exons: 3
Coding region: 1-1569 (522 amino acids)
Biological process (GO): carbohydrate transport; transmembrane transport
Cellular component (GO): membrane
Molecular function (GO): carbohydrate:proton symporter activity
Source: RefSeq, a predicted model, not a curated record
AUGCAGUGGCUGGACCGGUCCCGGUGGACUACCGUCCCCUUUUAUGCCUUUGUGAUAUUCGUUGUUGCGUGCGGGACUAUGCCCAAAGGUUAUGAUGAGGGAGGGUUCAGUGCCAGCGUUAAGCUCCCCAAGUUCGAGGAGGACUAUAACCUCAUCAAGUCGCAUUGGAAGCACGAUCCCUCGGGCCUGGCUAAUCGCAAGGCCAACAUCACGUCCUUCCAGGUGCUGGGCGCAGCCUUUGGCGCGCUAAGCGGCCUGGAUCUGAACGACCGCCUUGGUCGCAUGUCGUCGUGGCGACUCGGAGUCAUUGUAUGGGCAAUUGGAACCCUGAUCCAGAUCUUUUCUUCCGGGAUCUAUGGCUUGCUGCUCUUUUCGCGUAUUUUCGCUGGCUUGGGGGCAGGUCUGUUGACCGUCACUGCCCCCAUGUACUUGACGGAGGUCGCGCCCCGGAAGACCCGCGGGCUGGCUGUCGGGUUGACAAUGGUGACCCUGCUGGGUAUCCUUGCUCUGGGUUUCUUCAUCAACUAUGGCGCCAGUCUCCACAUGGCACCUACCCGCACUCAGUACCGUCUCGUCCAAGCCAUCCCCUUGAUCCCCGUCGGUAUUGCGUUUUUCUUUUCCUUCCUUAUCCCCGAGACGCCCCGGUACCUUAUAUCGAAAGAGCGCCAUGAAGAAGCAAGGCAAGUCCUCGCACGCCUGCGCGGAAAGGCCAUCGACGACCCCAUCCUCACAGCCGAGUUCGAAGAAAUCGACAACCUGGCAAAGUCGCGCGCAGAAUCGAACUCCGUCUCCAUCUGGCAAGCACUGAAGGAAUCACAGAUCAACCCCAACUACCGCCAGCGCUUCUGGCUGCUGAUGGCCAUGCAGACUGUCGCACAAUGGAGUGGCGGUAACGGUAUCACAUACUACGUCUCGACCAUCUUCCAGUAUGCCGGCAUCACUGGUGAAUCCCAGUCCCUCGUUUCGUCUGGUGCAUAUGGUGUUGUCAAGCUGGUGUUUACCGUGGCUUUCACCUGGGGCUUGAUCGACGUUUUCGGUCGUCGUCACUGCGCUCUUGUCGGCCUUUCCUUGCAGCUCGCGGCUCACAUUUACAUGGCUGCGUACAUGGGGUUGCAGCCUGGCUCGGGCCACAACGAGAAUGCUUCCAAUGCUGCUGUUGCGUCUGUGUUCAUCUACGCCGUUGGCUGGUCCAUCGGGCUCUGUACCAUUCCUUAUCUCUACGGCUCAGAGAUCUUCCCCACCCGUAUCCGUGGCGUGUGCUACGCUAUUAGUAUGGGCGUGCACUGGUUCUUCCAGUUCGCUGUUGUGCGUGUCACCCCUAACAUGUUCGCGCUGGAUGUCUGGGGCGCCUACCUGUUCUGGGCCUUGAUCUGUUUCCUCGGCAUCAUCAUCCUUGGUGUCUGGAUGCCGGAGACUUCGAACGUCCCCAUCGAGCGUAUGGGCGAGCUCUUCGAUGGUCCUUGGUACCUGCGCUGGCGUGCAAAGCUCAAGGACAUCGAUGAGUCUGCUACUAUGUCGUCGGAGGAAUAUGAGUCGCACGUCCAGCCUCAGCUCAAGUCUUCGACUUAA